CCAAAAAUUGACAUUACAAAGAAAUAAAAUUUAUGUCUCUGAGCAAAAUAUAAAUGUAAGCAUUUGUACAGUGAUUGAUGCUGGUCUUGUCUGGUGUGGGUGGCCAUAUUUUUCAGUCUUUAACCAACCACGUUACUUACUCCAACUAGUUCAACAUUCAACACUAGCAGAGAAAAAAGAGAGCACCAUUUUCUUUUCUUUUUUAACUUCCUCUUGAUUUGAAAUUUGGAAAAUGAACCAAGAAAUGAAUGGAGUUGAGUUGGAAAAUCAUCAAGAGAAGAUUGACUAUGUGUUCAAAGUGGUGGUGAUUGGCGACUCAGCCGUGGGCAAGACUCAGUUACUGUCCAGGUUUGCAAGAAACGAGUUCUGUUUUGACUCAAAAUCCACCAUUGGGGUUGAAUUUCAGACCAGAACUGUCACCAUUAAAUCCAAAGUCAUUAAAGCCCAGAUCUGGGACACUGCUGGCCAGGAAAGGUACAGGGCAGUAACAAGUGCUUAUUACAGAGGUGCUCUAGGGGCUAUGUUAGUGUAUGACACGACCAAAAGACAGAGUUUUGAUCAUGUGGCUAGAUGGGUUGAGGAACUGAGGGGACAUGCUGAUAAUUCCAUUGUGAUCAUGUUAAUUGGGAACAAAGCAGAUCUUGUGGAUUUGAGGGCUGUCCCAACUGAGGAUGCCGUGGAGUUUGCAGAAAACCAAGGCCUUUUUUUCUUUGAGACAUCAGCACUCAAUGGUGACAAUGUAGAACCUGCUUUCUUUAAACUGCUCGAGGAAAUUUACAAUGUGGUUUCGAGGAAGGCAUUGGAUUGCAGCAAUGGAAACGCCAACGAGAACAAUGGAGGUCUGCUUAAAGGUUUGAAAAUUGACGUAAAAUCUGGUGCAGAUUUUGAAGUUAGUGAAAUCAAGAAAUUGUCAACAUGCUCUUGCUAAUUAUCUUUAGUGGGUAAAAAGCAUUUGAGAACGUUCCAAUUUAGUGCUGUCGUAGAAGAAAAAAUGGGCUGUUUCAAAUGAAUUUUCAUUUGCUGUACCUUCGAGUGGAAAGUGUCGGUCGGUGUCGGUUGGUGCCGUAUCCCAUUUGGAAUUAUGUUAUAUAAUAUGGUUUGAUCCAAUGAACAUUCUUUUCAGCA
Molecule: messenger RNA, 1125 nt
Organism: Olea europaea var. sylvestris
Lineage: Eukaryota; Viridiplantae; Streptophyta; Magnoliopsida; Lamiales; Oleaceae
Product: ras-related protein RABA3
Exons: 2
Coding region: 233-928 (231 amino acids)
Cellular component (GO): endosome
Molecular function (GO): GTPase activity; GTP binding
Source: RefSeq, a predicted model, not a curated record